Schistosoma spindalis is the source of this 3546-nucleotide messenger RNA. The record is from the annotation of a GenBank genome assembly. NCBI's taxonomy places the organism in Eukaryota, Metazoa, Platyhelminthes, Trematoda, Strigeidida, Schistosomatidae.
AUGGUUCCACUGGAUGCAGCAGAAGUCCAACCAGAUUACACUGAAAUGAAAAGUCGAAAUAAUAAUCCUAACCAUUCAGUAACUGAAAGCUGUCGCAUUAUUCAAGUAAAUAAACCGCAGUUGGUCAACUACUGUAAGAAUAAUAUAAGCACUGCGAAAUAUAACUUCCUCACUUUUCUUCCGAAAUUCGUGACAGAACAGUUCCGAAGAUAUGCAAACAUAUUUUUCCUAGUUAUCGCUCUUCUCCAGCAAAUUCCUGGUGUUUCACCUACUGGAAGAUUCACCACCCUUGUGCCUCUCUGCAUCAUACUUACUGUUUCAGCCAUUAAAGAAGUGAUAGAGGAUUUUAGACGACAUCGUGCUGACGACGCUACAAAUAACGAGCAGACUUUGGUAUUACGCAAUCAUGUUUGGGUUAAAAUAUGUUGGAAAGAUUUAGAGGUAGGAGAUUUAGUCAAAGUUCUCAGUAAUGAAGGGAUCCCAGCUGAUCUUGUCCUUUUGGCGUCUAGUGAACCUCAGGCUAUGUGCUAUAUUGAAACUAGUAAUCUAGAUGGAGAAACAAACCUGAAAUUACGUCAAGGUUUGCCAGUCACAACUCAUCUUUUAACUGCUGGAGAAUUAAGCUCUUUUGACGCGGUUGUUGAAUGUGAACCACCCAAUAGAAAGUUGGAUGAAUUUGUUGGUGUUAUUCGUACUGCAGAUGGAAUAGCACAUCCUUUAAAUCCAACACAAUUAAUUUUACGAGGUGCAUCAUUAAAGAAUACAAAAUGGAUUUUUGGUUUAACUGUGUAUACAGGUAAAGAAUCUAAAGUGAUGUUGAAUUCAACGGCAGCUCCUUUAAAACGAUCAACAGUUGAACGUCAAACUAAUACCUAUAUCUUAUAUCUGUUCGGUGUACUGCUCUUCUUGACCUUGUUCACGUUUAUUGCAAAUUUAGUUUGGACAUCACGGAAUGAGAAAAAAAUGUGGUAUCUACAAGAAAAUGUUGAUAUUAGAAGCGAUCUUCGACGUUUACUGGAUUUUAUCACCUGUCUCAUUUUGUAUAACACCAUCAUACCAAUCAGUCUGCCAGUGAUGCUUGAAGUUGUACGGUUUAUCCAAGCAUUGUAUAUUAAUUGGGAUUUGGAUAUGUAUGAUCCGGAUUCGGAUACACCAGCUAUGGCACGUACCUCUAAUUUAAAUGAAGAAUUAGGUCAAGUUCGUUAUUUAUUCUCUGAUAAGACCGGAACGUUAACUCGUAAUGUGAUGGAGUUCAAAAGAUGUUCAAUUGGUGGUAUUAUGUAUGGUAAUAAUACUGAAGAUUCAAAUGCUUUAGAAGAUCAAAAUCUAAUUAAUAAAUUAAAUACUGGAGAUUUAUUAGUUGAUCAAUUCUUCACAAUCUUAGCUGUUUGUCAUACUGUUGUACCAGAACGUAAUGUCAGUGAAAAUAAUACAAAUGAUGAUAAUAAUGUUGCUGUUUUCGGUAAUCUCGAUAGUGAACAAUUGAUUAAUUAUCAAGCUUCUUCUCCAGAUGAAGCAGCUCUUGUGAAAGCUGCACGUACUAUGGGUUAUGUGUUCACUACUCGAACGCCGACAGAAGUUGUUGUUAAAAUUCGUGGUGUCGAGAAACAUUAUGGAAUAUUACAUGUACUUGAUUUUACCAGUUUUCGUAAACGUAUGGGUGUUGUAGUUCGUGAACCUAAUGGACGUAUUUCCGUAAUGGUCAAAGGAGCGGAUACUGUUAUUUUUGAACGAUUGGCCCUCAGUAGUCUAUUUACUCAGUCAACUAUGGAUCAUCUGGAGAGUUUUGCUAAAACUGGUCUACGAACAUUGUGCAUUGCAUGGACUGAAGUUGAUCCAGCAUUUUAUAAUAAAUGGGUAGGAAAUUUUUACAAUGCUAGCACAGCAUUAAACGAUCGUGAAGCUAAGCUAGAGUCGGUUGCUAAUGAAAUUGAACAAAAUCUUCAACUUCUUGGAGCAACUGCCAUUGAAGAUAGAUUACAAACAGGCGUGCCACAUACUAUAGCUAAUUUAAUGAGAGCUGGUAUUUCUAUUUGGGUUCUGACUGGAGAUAAACAAGAAACAGCUAUCAAUAUUGGCUAUUCUUGUCAGUUAUUAACGCAAUCUAUAAGCUUACUAACUAUGAAUACUAAGUCGUUAGAUCAAACACGUGAGCAAUUAGUGAAUUUAAUUGAAGAUUUCGGUGAUCGAAUACGAAUGGAGAAUGAUUUUGCUUUAAUUGUUGAUGGUGAAACACUGGAGUUUGCGUUAUUAUGUGAAUGCAGAGAACAGUUUUUGGACGUUGCUUUAUCCUGUAAAUCGGUUAUAUGUUGCAGAGUUAGUCCAUGGCAAAAAGCACAGUUGGUAAAAUUAGUUCGUCAGUCGAUUAAAGAUGCAGUUACUCUGGCUAUAGGCGAUGGAGCAAAUGAUGUUGGAAUGAUACAAGCCGCUCAUGUAGGUGUUGGGAUAAGUGGCAUGGAAGGCAGACAAGCAGCAUGUGCAUCAGAUUAUGCAAUAGCCCAAUUCCGUUUCCUAAAUAAAUUACUUUUAGUACAUGGUGCAUGGAAUUAUAAUCGAUUGACUAAAUUAAUACUUUAUUCGUUUUAUAAGAAUGUUUGUCUUUAUUUAAUACAAUUUUGGUUUGCCAUACUAAGUGGAUUUUCUGGUCAAAUUGUGUUUGAACGAUGGAGUAUUGGUUUAUAUAAUGUGAUAUUCACUGCAGCUCCACCAAUGGCUUUAGGACUAUUUGAUCGAAGUUGUAGUGUUAAUAAUUGUUUAAAAUAUCCAGAAUUGUACAAAGAUACUCAAGCAUCAGCUUCGUUUAAUCCGAAAGUUUUCUUUUGUUGGAUUCUCAAUUCAAUUUAUCAUUCAUCCCUCCUAUUUUGGAUUCCGUUAUUGGCUUUCUCUGUAGGUACUGUCUAUGCAAAUGGUCAAACUUCAAGUUUAUUAGUCUUGGGCAAUAGUGUUUAUACAUAUGUAGUUGUGACGGUUUGCUUAAAAGCUGGUCUAGAGCAUACCGCAUGGACAUGGUUAUCACAUUUAGCAAUAUGGGGUAGUAUCGGUUGCUGGUUCCUAUUUCUUACUAUUUAUCCUCAUGUUUAUCCAACUUUACCGUUGGCAUCAGAUAUGGUUGGUAUGGAUUCUGCUGUUUAUGGAUGCAGUAUUUUCUGGUUUGGUUUCUUACUGAUACCUAUGAUUGCAUUGACACGCGAUAUUGCUUGGAAAAUGGCUAAACGUGUUACAGCCGGUACGUUACGUGAACAAGUCAUGCAAAUGGAACAAAUGCAAGUUGAUCCAGGUCGUUUGAUUCGUGCUAGUAUUCGUCCGAAAUCUACCGACCGUUCCGCGUUUGUGCGGAUUAUGCGUAGAAGUAUGGGUUCACAGGCAUUGCUUAAUCUUUGUCUUGGUGCUAGUGUACGUACAAGUACAACAUCACCGACACCCAUAACAGAUCCUCGGCAAACAGAUCAUGGUUAUGCAUUUUCUCAAGAAGAACAUGGUGCAGUCAGCCAAUCUCAAUUGAUUCGUGCUUAUGAUUCAACUCGACGAAAACCUGAUGGCAGAUAA